GAUCCUACUGAAAAUAUGCUAGAAGUCACACCCUUUUUAACAGCACAGGUAACGAAGUUUAGAUGUGGAGGUUUCACUGUAGGAAUCGCAUUUAAUCACUGCAUGUUUGAUGGUACCUCUUUAAUGAAUUUUAUGAACUCAUGGACUGAAAUAGCAAGAGGUAGACCGUUAUCCCUCAUCCCUCGUCAUGAUAGAACCAUUAUGAAGUCAAGGGUUCCUCCUCAAAUCACUGGUACUUCCGACAGCUUUGUUCACAUUAGUGAUGUAUCAGACUUGAAGGCAUUAUAUGAGGAAGAGCAAAUUGUGUGGAAAUCUUUUCACUUUGACAAUCAAAAGUUGGCAACCCUUAAAAAAAUGGCGACAACUGAUGAACAGAUCAUAAGCAGCUGCUCCAGCUUCGUAGCACUUGCAGCCCUAGUGUGGCGGGCUCGAACCAUCGCACUCAAGAUGAAACCGGACCAACUGUCAAAGCUUCUUUUUCCUGUUGAUUUACGGUCUAAGAUGAAACCGCCAAUGCCCGGAUACAUCGGGAAUGCCGUCAAAGCUUGCUGUCUCUGCACCGCAGGAGAGUUGAUCGAUGAGCCAAUGUCUUUCACCGCGGGGAGGAUACAGGAGGCAAUCGAGAGGGUGAACGAGGACUACGUGUGGUCGUGGAUACACUCCUUGGACGUGUAUCAAUUCGACCUUCUCUCGUUGACCUCGCUAGUGUUGGUUUCGUGGCAAAGGUUUGAUUAUGGCUCCACGGACUUUGGAUGGGGAAAGCCAAGGACUCUUGGCACUGGUGACCUGUCGCCAGGUUGUCUAUUUAUGGCGGAUGGGAGUGAGAAGGGGGGCAUUGUGGCGGUGUUGGUUUUGCCACUUUUGGCUAUGAACACAUUCGAGAAGCUGGUACAACUUGAGUGA
This is a messenger RNA of Syzygium oleosum, 903 nucleotides long. RefSeq names its product omega-hydroxypalmitate O-feruloyl transferase-like. Gene Ontology annotation, molecular function: acyltransferase activity, transferring groups other than amino-acyl groups. Lineage: Eukaryota; Viridiplantae; Streptophyta; Magnoliopsida; Myrtales; Myrtaceae. The record is from RefSeq and is a predicted model, not a curated record. Bases 16 to 903 code for a protein of 295 amino acids. The transcript has 3 exons.